ACAAUUAAAAUACAUUACAAGUAGUAGAUCGUUCUAAUUUAAAAAAAUGAUUGAAUGCCUAGCCCGUGCGUGGUUCUCAGUUAAAAAAACCCCACAAAACAAGAAGUUUUUUUAAGCUUAAAACUACCAUAUCAGAUGUUUGACAUCCAAUAGCCAAUGAUUAAUAAAUCAAUGUGCUCAAGUACUGUCUUUAAACAAAACAAACUUUAACUUUCUUAACUACCAGUAUACAGAUGUCUUCAAAGUCUAGUGCUUCACAGUUCACACUGGGUGACAGUCACACUGCCAUUAACCAGUUGUGGUGUACUGGUUGGAAUGAGAAAACACCCAAUCAGUUGAAUGGAUAUACAGAGGCGGUUUGAUGCAAGCACCUCAGUUGUUGCAUGAAUGCCUCAGCUGCUGUGUCAUUUUGUGCAUAAAUCAAGAACUGCUUCGUUUCUCUCUGCUUUUCACUGCAUUUACCUGCUGAAUUUCCAUCUACAAGAGUGUAUUGAGCAGCUUAAUGUUCUGCGGUUGUUGGGAAAUAAACUUCUUGGAAUGUUUCCAAACCGUUUGUGCUUGAACCCUGGCCUGAUUGACCAUGUUCGAAAUGCUAACGUCGGUCCACGACAUCCGUCAUUUCUCACUCAAGCCAGCACUUCAGGUCUUGUUCCCAAGCCACCCACCCACAGUCCAGUGUAUUUUCCCGUUCAGAGUUACGUGCCGUACUCCAUCCCACAUAGUGUUUUGAUGCAGUCUACUCAACAACAUUCCCCAGUGAAACCUGUAACAUCUGCACUUUCUGAUGUAAGGGAAGAUAUUCGUGCGGAUAUCCUGAAGAAAAUUAAUCAUUUCAGCCAGUCGGACUCUCCUCCUGUGGAAAAGUCUGUUUCUCCAAGCAGAGCAUCUCCCAAUUCCAACAGACUUUCUCCAACAGUGCUUUCGAAACCUGCAUCUCCGAGCACGAGCUUAAAACCUGAUGACAAAAUGUACACAUCAAAACUUGGAAAGAGAAGUCAUCAGUCCAGUCCAAAACCAUCUCCGAAGAAGGCAAGAUGGGAAGAAAAUAAAAAGAGACAAAAAAGUCCAAUUCCAGACAACACAUUACCCAGUACACCCACUUGCACAAAGACUGACAAGAUAAGUGAAGCGAUAUGGUGUUACUACGUUCAGCAACGUCAGACAGAGGAGUUGUACCAGAAGAAGAUCCAACUGCGCAAUGCAUUGUAUGCUGUUUUAAAGGGAGUGUUUCCAUAUUGUGGUCUGUAUAUUGUGGGGUCAUCAAUGAGUGGAUUUGGUACGAAGACAUCUGAUAUGGAUCUUUGCCUCAUGUUAUCACCAGCACAGAUUGACCAGAAGAAAGAAGCUACAGAAAUACUAUUUAUGAUUCACAGAGCAAUACGCAAAUGUUCUUUUAUUAAAAGUCCUACUGUCAUACGAGCAAAGGUUCCUAUUAUGAAAUUCUUUGAUCGAAUAAGUGGAGUGGAGUGUGACCUAAAUGUGAACAAUUCAGUUGGAAUUCGAAACACGCAUCUACUCAGGUACUACGCUUCCAUGGACUGGAGAGUGCGGCCAUUGAUGUUGUUUAUCAAACACUGGGCCCGGUUUCACGACAUCAACGAUGCCCGCAAGAUGACCCUGUCGAGUUACUCACUAGCUCUGAUGCUCAUCCAUUAUUUACAAGAUGGCUGCAAGCCUCCUGUUCUACCUUGUUUGCAGAAAGUGUAUCCUGGCCACUUCAACCCGAACACUGACAUCCGUGAUUUGAAGCUGAGUGCACCGUUGUCGAUGCAGAAAAUGAAUAACAGUGAGUCGAUGGGGGACCUCUUUCUAGGAUUCCUCAAGUACUACACACAUGAAUUUGACUAUAAAAAACAAGCCAUCAGUGUUCGAAAGGGCUGCACGUUGCAGCGUCAUCAGAUGAGUUCUCUCGACAAUCCAAACCAGUGGAAGUGUUUUUGCAUUGAAGAGCCGUUUGACUGUUCUAACACUGCCAGAGCUGUUUAUGAUGACUACACUUUCACGAGAAUCUACCGAGUUAUACGCAACAGUUACCAAACGCUUGAUCAGACCAAAGAUGUGGAAGAAAUUCUAAAAUUUCCAUUUUGAUCUGUUAUUCCUGGAUAUAUCAAUAACAUUUGUGACUAUUUUCAUGCCGUGAUAGUGACAGUGCCGAAUCGUUAAACUAAUGUGAAUAUAUGUUUUCUAUUUUUAUAGAAAUCAAACUGUGGACUCCUUUCCCCCACCACUCUUUCUUUCAUCAGCCAAAACUACACUCACUAUACUUGUGCAGCAGCUACAUGGUAUGAUUUAUGAAUACCAGUUUUCUGUUUGUAUAGGAAAACGUUCCCAAGCCCCAAUAAAACUCUCAUUAAUUUCUUGUGAAUUCUGUUAAAUCCUUGACUUUGUUUAUCUAAGAGUUAUCUCCCUUGCGUUUUUUGUUGUAUUGUGUUGCACAUUUGAACCAGUUAGUGCUAUUCUUGGUCGGUUUUGUGUUAGUUACAUUCAUUUUAAAUUUUGUUUUAUAAAGAUUGGCACGGUUAUUUAUUCCCGUCAUGAUGAA
Messenger RNA from Gigantopelta aegis, 2542 nucleotides. RefSeq names its product poly(A) RNA polymerase GLD2-like. Lineage: Eukaryota; Metazoa; Mollusca; Gastropoda; Neomphalida; Peltospiridae. The record is from RefSeq and is a predicted model, not a curated record. The transcript has 13 exons. Gene Ontology annotation, molecular function: poly(A) RNA polymerase activity. Bases 388 to 2088 code for a protein of 566 amino acids. Gene Ontology annotation, cellular component: cytosol.